Messenger RNA from Racocetra fulgida, 216 nucleotides. The record is from the annotation of a GenBank genome assembly. NCBI's taxonomy places the organism in Eukaryota, Fungi, Glomeromycota, Glomeromycetes, Diversisporales, Gigasporaceae.
GCGGAUCAUAAUGUUGAUGACAAAAUGAGAGACAUUGAUGUUGAACAAUCCCAAGGUCGCGCAGUUGUAGUUGAUGGUAUCAAAGCGGGUGAUGAAAUCAAGGGUAUUGGUAGUGAGGUAGGACAUGAAAAGAUGAUAGGGCAUAUUAGUAAAUGUGAAAUACUUACUACAAGUAAGGACGAUCUAGAGAUUUCUUGUGAAAAUUGGUUAGAAAAG